This is a messenger RNA of Vitis vinifera (wine grape), 1451 nucleotides long. RefSeq lists its product as uncharacterized. The record is from RefSeq and is a predicted model, not a curated record. Gene Ontology annotation, cellular component: chloroplast; thylakoid. NCBI's taxonomy places the organism in Eukaryota, Viridiplantae, Streptophyta, Magnoliopsida, Vitales, Vitaceae. The transcript is spliced from 13 exons. Bases 406 to 906 code for a protein of 166 amino acids.
GGUUUCUCUUACAUAUCUGGAUAUGUGUGAGAAUCAACUACAGGGUUCAAUUCCAGAGGCAUUUGGGAACAUGACUUCCCUUGAACAACUCUAUCUCGAUGCGAAUAAACUUGAAGCUUCUUUCACCACAAAUCGAUGAGGAUCUUUGGACGCAAUUGCUCUUGAUUGGAUGUCUCUUCUCCAUUAAAGGGAUUCAACAGAGCAUUUCCUUUUGUUCAAGCAGUGAGGCUGAUGAUGUUGUUGAGGUCCAAACACCAAUGCUCUUUCAAUUGGUGUUGCAUCUCAAAAGCCCACUUACCCAUCCUCUAAGACUAAGUUGGUAGAUUAGGAUAAGCUGGAAGCUCAAGUUCACUGUGCCAUGAAUUGUUGAUGGUACAUGUAUGCUAAUGAUCAAACAAUUACUCUAUGGCAUGUAAACAGUGUGUGAAGUACAGCUUGUUUGUGGAUUUCUUCAAAUGGAUAUUGUUAGUGCUCGGAGGGAAGGAUCAUGGAAAGAUGAAGACGUGGUUUCCAGACUACACGGAAACAACACCAGGACUUAUGAGUGGGAAGCGGCCCUGCACCGAAGGUGGGAGAGCCGGUAGGGGGAGUCAACAAAGCAUUUCCUUUUGUUCAAGCAGUGAGGCUGAUGACGUUGUUGAGGUCCAAACACCAACGCUCUUUCAACUGGUGCUCCAUCUCAAAGGCCCACUUACCCAUCCUUUGAGACUAAGUUGUGUGAAGUACAGCUUGUUUGUGGAUUUCUUCAAAUGGAUAUUGUCAGUGCUCAGAGGGAAGAAUUAUGGAAAGAUGAAGACGUGGCUUCCAGACUACACGGAAACAACACCGGGUCUUCAGUACAAGGACUUACGAGUGGGAAGCGGCCCUGUAGUGGAAAUGAGAGAGCUGUUUUGCUGGACCUUUUGAUUGAUAUGAUAGUUCUGCAAUGCUCACAUUUACCUGUAUGAGCAUCCUAAAGUAGAGGAACGCUACAUUUGCUCUUCUCAUGAUGCCACCAUUUACGAUCUAGCUGAUUUAACCAGGGGGAAAUACCUGAAUUACCAUGUCCCUACUGAGUUCAACGACAUUGGUAGGAACCUGAAGGUUGUCUCUUUCUCAUCAAAGAAGUUGACAGACUUGGGGUUCCAAUUCAAGUAUGGAGACAUGCAAAAAGGAGCCAUUGAGACUUGCCGUGAGAAAGAAUUGAUUCCUCUUUUUAGUGAGAAGGAGAAACAUGCAUGCCAGUGGAGAGAACUAGAGGAAGAAAUAAAUGGAUUGUCUAUCUUAAUUUCUAUUUAUUUUUGGAAAUAGUUGUAUGGUGUGAAAGUUGCAAUGGGUCACCUGCAGGAUGAAAGUAUGCAACUAUAAGAGUAUAUUUUGUUUCAAACCUGUAGUCCUGACUUUGUUUAUAGCUAGUGAAACUAUACAACCAACAAGUCUUCAAUUUCUAUAAAAUUUUCUAGUGUUCCUCA